This is a messenger RNA of Oncorhynchus kisutch (coho salmon), 4715 nucleotides long. It is a transcript of the gene fmc1, whose product is annotated as formation of mitochondrial complex V assembly factor 1. The coding region runs from base 32 to 364 and encodes 110 amino acids. The record is from RefSeq and is a predicted model, not a curated record. Gene Ontology annotation, cellular component: mitochondrion. NCBI's taxonomy places the organism in Eukaryota, Metazoa, Chordata, Actinopteri, Salmoniformes, Salmonidae. The transcript is spliced from 4 exons.
AUUGGUGCGCACCCAAACAAGCCAGUCCAACAUGGCGUCGUUGUCUUCACCUCUACGCCUUUGCCGGGGGAUCCUGAGGGAGAUACGAGCGAUUAAAGGGCCGGAAUACAAACAAUCUUUGGCAUACAAUUAUGUUUUAGAUCAAUUCCGUAAAAACCAGAUCACUGGGGAGAGAUAUUGUCGUGCUCAGGAGGAGGCCCUCCAUGCUUCGCACAGCUACCUCUGUCUGCUCACCUCCACCCGGCAACACAUUGCUCUCUAUGACAUGUACCAUGGAAAAGGGCAGCGUGACACAGAGGAGAUGGCAGGAAUUGUGGGGCUCAGGCUGCCCACCCAGCCUGGAGGGAAGGGGUGGGAGAAGUGAGAGAAGGGAUGGGAGAAGACUCUCGUACAACAUCAGAGGGUUGUAAUCAUCACGCUGGACCUAAUGCUAUUUUGAUCUUUUACAAAACAGAGGAAGAGAUGAAGGCUGCAACGAACAAGGACUGUGAAUUGUGAUUAUACAAGGGAGGAUCAAAGCUAUUAGAAAUGUGAUUCCCAGCUUUCCCCACCACUUCUCACUUUGUCUGUCUUGAGACAAUGGCUGUAAUUUAAAAUCUUUGUAAAUACAAUGGGACAAAUUCUGCCAAUUAAAGUAUUAAUCACUUUUAUCAGGUCACCAUGACAUCGCACUUUUCUUGCAAUGUGUAUGCUGCUAAUUAUCUGCUAAUAAAACACAACCAAUUAAAUAAUUAUAUCCCUUUUAACCUCAAUUCAGUAAGGUUUACUUGGAGCAACGUAUGAUGUUCAGGUAAAGCACUAAUACUCGGCAGAUAAAACCGAUGCUAAUGAACUCAGUCGUAUGUAUAUUUUAAAGGACAUCAGGCAAUUAAAAUUUCUGGUUAAUUAAAAGAUUAAGCAUUACAAAGAGGGUAUGAUAAAUCAGAUGGAUGGAUCAUUGCGUGGCCUUUGAUAUUUUAAAUGUUUUGUUCUUCACUGCCCUUUUGCCAGUGGUUUAAACCGUGUGAAGACCAGCCAACAGUGAAAUAAAGGAAAGGUCUUAGAUAAUGCUAGGGCAUGCAACAUAAGAGAAGUAUAACAAUAUGCAUUAUUUUGUCUCAUGUGGGCGUUUUAUAAGAGUAUUACCAGCACAAUGGAAAACAGCAGAUAUGAGUUGUAUUGCUUUGUACUGGCAGAUUAAUUUGUUUCAUUGUGUCCAUGGCAACUGGCAUUUCUACCAACUCCACUACAUUUUUCUCUGCAGUCUUUUGCCAUUUUUUUUAUACGAGUAACCUGUAUUAGCUUCUGGGAACUGUUUUUUUCGUUCUUUGCCCUUUGCUGCUAUGUGUUUAUCCUGGAUUAUUGUUAAAAAAGAAAGCCUCGUCGUUAAUUGGACUUCAUUCUCUUCUAUUCAUCCCAUUUUCUUAGUUAAAUCUGUGUAUCUGCGUAACUCUCCCCAUUCCAUUUGUUACACGGUGACUAAGAUUGUCUUCUGUGUGGGUUUAAAUAGAUUGACCCUAGAGCUACGCAGCACACUGUGACACAUCGGGACAAGAAAUAUGCUUGCACAUGCGCGGCAGCACCCACCGUCCACAUGCAUGCAGUGGGAAUGUAAUGCAUAGUGGCACACCAACAGAUAGCGUCAAAUUAUAUUGUUAUAAAGUCGCAAAAUAACACGCGUCUCUACACCCCACUCCUGCAUUCAUACCAAGACAUGGAAUUACUUUGACACACAGCUGGCGGGAGAGAACAUAAUGUUGCACAAGCGUGUCACUGCUAUGUGUAUGUUUUGAGGUGGUAUGUGAAAAGCGAAUGACAGGUUCUCAUUUCAAUCACGAUUCUGUAUUACUAAAUACAGUAGGCUACACCGCUGCAUUAAGUAUUCAGUGUAUGAAUGUUUAAUGCGAGUAUAAUCUUACGCAGUGGAGAAAUAAAUACAAAUGAUAAACUAGACACUAGACCAUGUUACCGCCUGCAAUAAUGUGCAUGGUAAUAGGUGGGAAUCAUUCAUGUAAAGUGAAUGAAAAGUAGGCUAGAUAUUAAGUGGAAAUGGUUAAGAAGAAAAGAGUGGAGGCGGGGUAGGGAGGGCGGAGACAGUUGUUUAUAUUCGUGUGUCUGUAACUCGUCAACUCUUCUAGUGAGCUAGAAGCAAGAUUCACUAUUUCAACCUAGUUGCACUACUAGGUAACAAUAUUAUAUAAAUACGCGAAUAGAUAUAGGUUCUGAUUUGACUUAUCCAAUAAGGCCGAGGAUCAAGGAAAGGAGUGUACAACAUAUUUUAAGUGAAUCUCAUGUGAAUUUAAAAGUUGGACAACAAUAAGAAGGUAGGCUGUUUCACAUUGGAAACAGGCGGAAAGCAUUACAUAGUAUAAAGGCACAACGCGCGCAGCAGAGUGGUGACCUGGCCAGAGCGCGAUGUUUGGAAUGAUAAAGAAUUCAAUUUUCGGGAACACGGAAGAAACGGACUACAAAUUGCUCAGCAGCGAGACCAAGGACGGGGUCAGCUACGAGGUGCGGAGGUACGAUGGUGCAAAGUAUGCCUCAGUGAGCUCAGAGGGGCGGACCUUUGACCAGGUGACGGGGGAGCUAGUGAGGAAGCUUCUCAUGUACAUUGGGGGAAGCAACGACCAAGGGGGGGCAAUGGGGACGACAGCACCGGUUAUCAUCACAGUAUAUCCCAGGGACGAUGGUGUGAUGUCACGCCGUUUGGUGGUUAGCCUCAGGAUUCCCACCAACUACCAAGUCAGUCCCCCUGUGCCCAUCGACAGUGCCAUCAGAAUCGAGGAUCGACCCGGCAUGACUGUCUACUCACUGUGGGGUCUCCAUGCAGUCUUCACCUCACUUUGUUCUUUAAUUCUUUACGAUAAUUGUUUUAUUUAAUAUUCAUAUUCAAUGAUUUGAUCACAUAUCCUCUUUAUCUCUCCUUUCCUAUCCACCUGCCCUUGCUUUUCACAGGCAGUUUGGAGGCUUCGCAGGGGAGACUGAGUACCGAGCAGAGGCCUCUCGCCUAACCAAAACUCUUGGUGAGACUGCCCCAUUUCAGAGGAAACAGUACUUCUGCUGCACCUACGACCCACCAAUGAAACCCUACGGCCGACGCAACGAGGUGUGGUUCCUACAGGAGGAGCCAUAAGGGAAGCAUUAAGACCGACUCUUAAUAAUAACCUAUAGUCACUUCCUCUCCUUCGUCUUCACUGAUCACUCCACAUCUGGAUCUUUAUCCCCAAAAAAUAGGAUAUGUGAACAUAAUAUGGCAACAACAGGGAUUUGUUUUCAAAUCAGUGCAAAUGAAGGAGGUGAUGCAAAGAAGUGUAUUAGACUAUUGAAAGGUCAUAAAGGGGAGGGAUGGGCAGCGGGCUACAUAGUUACUGGUCCAAAGUAGUGCAAUGGUACGGUACCAUUAUCAGGAAGUGGAUAUUAAGUGGCCUGGGGUAGGAGCCACUAACCACAAAGUACCGCUGUGUGUUAUAGGUGGUACAUCAUUAAGUUCUUAAUUUUGUACACCCAGGGUUUGACACUCCCCUUAAAAUAUGCUUCAUAGUGCUGGGAAGAAAAGCACAUUAAAUCAGGCUGUACACAUAUCACAAUUCAGCAGUCUAAUUAAAUGAUGCCUCACUUCACACACACCAUAAAAACAAAAUGACAGUUAAGUAUUCAAUAAGUAAAUAAAGUUUUAAAAAGCACAAUUCCUUUUCCCAAGGGAGGGGAUUGGAAAUAAACUAGGAAUUGAGCCAUAGAGUAGUGAUAGUCAAAUGUUUUCCUGAGUAUGAAUUAGUUGGUGGGGAGGGUAUGAAGGAGAAAUAUAUUAGUCAUUCCUUAAGUGUUAUCAUUUGAGAUGUCUAAUCCUUCUGUGAUGAUGACAUGAAAACUUUAAGACAGCAGUUGUGUGUAGUGAAUGUUUUGGCAUGCUUGUAUUUGGAGUCUUUGAAUUGUAAUGUUAUGAUUCUUGAAACUGUAUUUUGAAAUAUCUCUGUAUAGUGUGUGAUUUUCUGUGAAAAUAUGGAGUGAUGAUAUCGUCAGGAUUUGAUAGCGUUUUAUAUCAUAAUAUGUUAUUCAAGAUAUUACUAAUACGAUUUUUUGUGCAAUACUGACAUUUCCUUUUUUUUUGUUCUAUACAAACAAAAUAAUGCUUAAAAUACUGGCACACCACUGUUUUGGAUAAGUUUUACAUAAACAUUUAUUUAUUAUUAGAUUUUGAAUCAAUAUAAAGAACUCAAAAUAAGGAGUAUGGUUUACAAACAAAAUAUUUCAGACAUUUGAUUAAUUUAAGCAGAUAAUUAAAACCAACCAAACCUCUAACCUAAAACUAGUACAAAAAUGUCCUCUCUAUGCACUCUGAGAAAAUAGCAAUUAUAUGGUCUGUUAGUCACUACAACUCAGUUUAAUCAGGAAUAAAUGAGUGGUUUUCACAGGUUAAUUCGUCACAACUGCAAGAAAGCACUGUGUAGCGGGCUAGCGGCUAAAUAAAUACAUGGCCUAGUAACCCAACACUUGUGUAAUUGCACAGAGUAGGGUUUUGGUUUCAGCCGGGCUUUGCAUUCAUCAAUACAAUAUACAGGGUUCGACUAGGACAUGGGUUAUUCAUGUUGACCAGUUAUCAUCUCUAGGCUGAACACAAGUUAUUUGUGAGAUCUAAGAACAUUGCACAUUACCAAUAACCUCACAUAUGUAGCGGUACAUGUCAGUGCUCCAUCCAAUUGCCAUAUUCAAACAACAUGCACUUCCUUCCUUCCUUC